This is a messenger RNA of Triplophysa dalaica, 3754 nucleotides long. It is a transcript of the gene klhl17, whose product is annotated as kelch-like family member 17. The transcript is spliced from 12 exons. NCBI's taxonomy places the organism in Eukaryota, Metazoa, Chordata, Actinopteri, Cypriniformes, Nemacheilidae. The coding region runs from base 278 to 2053 and encodes 591 amino acids. Gene Ontology annotation, molecular function: protein binding. The record is from RefSeq and is a predicted model, not a curated record.
UGGCGUGACACUCUCAACAGCAAAUUAAAUUAUGUUAGAAACGCCGAUCGGGUCUCAGAGACAUAUGUCUGUUUUGAUGCGACAUGUGAUGUAGCAUGUCAACCCACCACAAACGACCAAAUAAACCACAACAUGCAUCAAUAUUAGUCACUAUAAACCGACAAAGCUGGAGAGACCCCCACACAGAAAGAAGCGAGUCUUGUCAAGCCGACACAGGCGACGGCAGCAGUUUUCUAGACUGAGGUCCAGGCAUCAGCAGGCCUUGGAGUGCAACGGCAUGAUGGAAGGGGGAAUGCAACUGCUGAACCGAGAUGGCCACAGCAUCUCGCACAACUCCAAGAGGCACUACCAUGACUCCUUCGUGUCUAUGAACCGCAUGCGUCAGCGCAGCUUGCUCUGCGACAUCGUGCUCCAUGUGGCCAACAAGGAGAUCAAAGCGCAUAAGGUGGUGCUGGCCUCCUGUAGUCCGUACUUCCAUGCCAUGUUUACAAAUGAAAUGUCCGAGAGCCAUCAGACCCAUGUGACCUUACAUGACAUUGACCCUCAGGCUCUGGAGCAGCUGGUGCAGUAUGCCUACACUGCUGAGAUCGUGGUAGGGGAAGGAAAUGUGCAGACCCUGUUGCCGGCAGCAAGUCUCCUGCAGCUCAACGGUGUGAGAGAUGCCUGCUGCAAAUUCCUCCUCAGCCAGCUGGACCCCUCCAACUGCCUGGGCAUCCGCGGCUUUGCGGACACUCACUCCUGCAGCGACCUGCUCAAGUCUGCCCAUAAGUACGUCCUGCAGCACUUUGUAGAGGUUUCCAAGACCGAGGAGUUUAUGCUGUUGCCACUGAAACAGGUGUUGGAUCUCAUCUCCAGUGAUAAUCUGAAUGUCCCAUCGGAAGAGGAAGUCUACAGAGCAGUGCUUAGCUGGGUCAAACAUGACAUCGACGGGCGGAGGCAGCACGUGCCACGGUUGAUGAAAUGUGUGCGGCUGCCGCUGCUGACACGAGACUUUCUGAUGAGCAACGUGGAUACAGAGCUGCUGGUGCGUCACCACUCCGAGUGCAAAGACCUGUUGAUUGAAGCGCUAAAGUAUCAUCUGAUGCCCGAGCAGAGAGGCGUGCUCAGCAACAGUCGCACCCGGCCACGUCGCUGCGAGGGCGCUAGUCCGGUGCUCUUUGCCGUUGGUGGGGGAAGUCUUUUUGCUAUUCAUGGAGACUGUGAGGCGUAUGACACCAGGACGGACCGCUGGCACAUGGUGGCGUCCAUGUCAACACGACGGGCACGAGUCGGUGUGGCUGCUAUUGGAAAUAAACUCUAUGCUGUUGGAGGGUAUGACGGCACUUCUGAUUUGGCAACUGUAGAAUCAUAUGAUCCAGUAACCAACGCGUGGCAGCCUGAGGUCUCCAUGGGAACGAGGAGGAGCUGUUUAGGUGUAGCGGUACUGCAUGGACUGCUUUAUGCUGCCGGAGGAUAUGAUGGUGCUUCCUGUCUCAACAGUGCAGAGAGGUAUGACCCUCUGACCAGUACCUGGACCUCCAUUGCUGCCAUGAGCACCAGGCGGCGAUAUGUCAGAGUGGCUACGCUAGAUGGGAGUCUGUAUGCAGUUGGUGGGUACGACAGCUCCUCCCACUUGGCCACGGUAGAAAAGUACGACCCGCAGAGUAAUACGUGGACUGCCAUUGCCAACAUGCUGAGCAGGAGAAGCAGUGCAGGGGUGGCAGUAUUGGAGGGCAUGCUUUAUGUUGCUGGGGGCAAUGAUGGCACCAGCUGCCUGAAUUCCGUGGAAAGAUACAAUCCAAAAACCAAUACUUGGGAAGGAGUGGCGCCCAUGAACAUUCGCAGGAGUACUCAUGACCUGGUUGCCAUGGACGGCUGGCUGUAUGCAGUUGGAGGCAAUGACGGCAGCUCCAGUCUCAAUUCCAUAGAGAAGUACAACCCUCGUAGCAACAAAUGGGUGGCCGCAUCGUGCAUGUUUACGCGCCGAAGCAGCGUGGGAGUCGCCGUCCUGGAGCUGCUUAACUUUCCGCCACCUUCCUCACCCACUCUUUCUGUCUCCUCCACCAGUCUUUGACAAAGGGUAAAGACCCGGCUUAGCUCCAGCGGCCUGCCCUGCGUGGCCAAGAGGCGCAACUGUUCAGUGUGAACACUGAACGACGAGGAGUGUUUAAUGGGCCGAGUGCCCUUCCUCAACCUGGAGGAACAUGGCAGCAUUCCACAGAUCAUGAGAGUAAACGGUGGGGAAAAACACGCUCUCACACACUUCAGACCUCCACGAUCCUCACCCUUGAAAAAACAGUGCUUGAAAGUGCAAAAUAAUAUUGCUCUGCCAUUAUGCGGUCACUUUAUGUAUGAUGUAACUAAAUGUAUAUCCCAUAUAUGUUUAUGAUUUUCAAAGAUAUUAAUAUAUAUACAAAAAACUACUAUAGGAAUGUAGCUCUUAACAGGAUCUGCCGUGCAUGUUUACAUAAAUUGUGUCUUAGCAGACAAUGAUAUUGUAGUGCUGCUGUUCCACACUAGGUGGCAGUAAUGUGCAACGCUGCCCCAUCUCACCACAGACUCGCAUGGAAGGUGGCUUUAAAUACACCAGUGUGGUCAAAUCAUGUUAACAACCUAAUAUGUUUAUGUAUUUUCAUAUUUUUUAUUUAUUUACUGUAAUAUAUCAACAUCUGACACUAUUUCAGAAUUGUUUGAAAGAUGACCUGUCUUUAAAGAGGAUGUAGUUUUUUGGAUAAGCUUACAUAUCAGAGGAGCACUGGUGUUAUGAAGAUUGGUAUGAAAUGUGAAUUUAGGAAGCGAAUCAGGUAUUUUUUUAUCGGUUGUGUUCAGUUAAAAAAUGAAAAGGCCUUUGAUAGUUUGAGCUUUUGUGCAAACUUGACAUAAUGCGUAUAUAUCACAGAUACUGCAAACAAUAGCCAUACCUGAACUAUAACUAGCUGUGAUAGAAAAGAUGCACUUUCUCAUGUUUUGAAAGAGUGGUUGGUGCUCACAAGUUUAAUUUCAAUUCUUGCUUCAGUGUGAGUCACAUUUUUUUGGUAUCAGUUUUUUUAUCCCAAACCAAAUUGUAGGUUUCACAUUCAUUGCUAGAGAAGUUGAGCACAAUAAGGUUUUGGGUUUUAUGGAAAUAAAUACUAUAAAUGCAUACCGCUGUAUAUUGUAUCUAAACAUUGUUUAUUUGCCAGGGUUGACAGUUUUCAAAGCUUGAUUAACUGUAGAUAGUUUUGUUUUGUGAUGUUACGACCAUAAAUGUAUUUUACCUCAGACUGGAAGAUUAUUGGUUUUGUGAACAGUUAAGUUAGUUUUCUGAGCUGAUAAGAUUAGUAACAUCACUUUUGCUCACUGCCAUUUCACUCUGAUUUAGAAAUGUAGCAUAAUAUUAUGAUUUCAAAACUUCUGAGAAGUUAUGAUUUAUUUUCCUUGUUUUGAGGACUUAGAGUAACUCGUUCCAGGUCAGUGUAAGUUGAUGUCGAGGGAAAACAAAGCGUGUAUGUUUAUGGACACUGCAGAACCAAUUCUGUACAGCGAGUUCUUCACUUUCAUAAAAACACCCCACUAAAUGAAUUAAUGUAUAUAACCAAAUAUCGGAAACCUUGUGCAAUGUUAAUGUAAUUGUGGCUUUCUUUUUUAUGGUAAUGUUGAAUGUGUCCUUUAUUUAUAUUGGUCUGGUGAUGUUUUGCUGUAUUUAAGAACAACUGUUAAAAUAAGUUUGCACUAAUGUCACAUGGAGCAAUACACUACUGUACAUGAAAUAAAGCUGUUUUCAGGUGGAAUGUGA